Molecule: messenger RNA, 1182 nt
Organism: Portunus trituberculatus (swimming crab)
Lineage: Eukaryota; Metazoa; Arthropoda; Malacostraca; Decapoda; Portunidae
Exons: 2
Coding region: 1-1182 (393 amino acids)
Source: RefSeq, a predicted model, not a curated record
AUGGCUCUAGUUUCAGCGGUUUUACAUCGCCAGGGUAUACGGCUGAUCCGGUACUUAGACGACUGGCUUCUACUAGCGUCCUCCAAACAAGAAGCACUGAGGUCAAGGGCAGCACUCCUACAUCUGUGCGAGGCUGUCAACAUUUCCAUCAAUCGGGGCAAGUUGGAGUUCAAACCAACACAGACGAUCAAUUUUCUGGGGAUGGAGAUUCACUCAACGAUUUUGAAGGUUUUCCCAUCACAGGACAGAGUCACUCAGUUGCUGGAGACCAUCGAGUACUUUGGGAGUUGGCCUUGCCCACCAGCACAAGUGUGGCUUGUCCUACUCGGCCAUCUGUCAUCCCUGACACAGCUAGUCCCAGGAGGGCGACGCAGGAUGAAAAGCCUUCAGUUCCAGUUGUCUAAUUGCUGGAACAGGCAAAUGAACACCAGUUCUCACCCAGUUCCCUUAUCUCUUGCGGUUCUGGAAGACCUACAGUGGUGGUCCGAUGUGGGGAACCUACUUCAGGGUCACUCGCUGGAGAUACAGAACCCAGAACUUUUUCUGUACACGGAUGCUUCUCUAGAGGGGUGGGAUGCCUCCAUCCUAGACGCGGCGGCAAGUGGGACUUGGCCAUUGCGGGAUCAAGGGGAGCAUAUCACUCUUCUGGAGUUACGGGUGAUAAGACUGGGUCUUCAGGCAUUCGAGGAGGUCCUCCAAGGCCGGACGGUUGCCAUUCUUUCAGACAACACUACGGCCAUCUCUUACAUCAAGAAAGCAGGGGGCACAAGAUCUGUCAAGCUCAAUCAGGAAGCUCAGCAAACAUUACUUUGGGCAGAGAACAAGAAUGUCACCAUCCUUACUCACCGCUGGUUGGACCUGUUCGCCACCCGCCUGAACUACAGGCUCCCCAACUUUGUGUCUCCUUUCUACGACCCGAUGGCGGUGGCCACAGAUGUGUUCCUCUUCUCCUGGGACAACAUGGAGCUUUAUGCAUUUCCCCCCUUUCAUGUCAUCUGGAGGGUGAUCAACAAACUGCGCAGCUCAACAGGAACCAAGCUAGUGCAGAUCGCCCCCUUCUGGCCUCAAAGAGAGUGGUUCCCGGAUCUGGUGGAGCUGCCCAAUGAAUCUUUGCGGAUGCCAUUUGAUGAGGAUUGCUAUGAGAACGGGAGGUUGGUAUGGAGGUUAUUCGUACCAACAUAG